AUGUCUCGCCAACCAACCCAGCCCCAGCGGCCGCUUUCCUUGACAGAGGAGCUGGAGAAACUGGAGCAAUCCAUCACCUUGACCCUCCAAGAGAUCGACCACAAUUUUAGCCAAGCCCAUCGAAUUGUGACGACGAGUAUCCUCCCGUUGGUUGAACAGUAUACGGAGCAUUCUCAGGAUGUUUGGCAGGGCGCUAAGUUUUGGAAACAAUUCUUUGAAGCCAGUGCCAAUGUCUCUCUCUCUGGCUAUGAGGAACGACCCAAUGAGGACGAGACCCUACAAGAGACCACCGCCACGGAAGAGGAUAUCUCGGCCGAUAUCACCGAAACCACGAGCAUGGACGAGCCAGAUCAAUCCUACGCAACGCCUUCUUCACGUCGCCCGGAUGGGCAGCAUGGCCAAGGAGAUGAUAUCGACCUUACCGCGCUUAAUAUUUCUUCUCACAGCACGCCGCGUGCACCAACUCAUCAAGGAGACGACGAUUUCACCAUUUCUUCCCUUGACCACUCCUCUUCAUACGAGAACCUGAGAAAGCAGAUCAACCAGGACGAGGCACCAUUCGAUAUGCCUGACUCGUCGACUUUACCAUCUACGCCAGGUCGACAACCCUUCUUCCCACCAGAUGUUGGCUCCGUGACCCCGAUGUCUUCUCCAUUCAUUCCUCCAGCCUCGUCAGCACGGUAUCAAUCUGCCUCGCGAGACAAUCGCUACCAGAAACCCUCCGACCCUGUUAUGCACCAGGUUCUCGACAAAACAUAUCGGGUCCAAGCAACUCCGCUGGGCAAGGGGUUCCGCAAUGAAGGCGCAGGCGCCAAUACCCGCUCCAAGUUCACCGUUACGCCGAAUGCCGCUUCUUCUUCGCGCAAUGCACGCGUGAAUGCAACCCCCGGGACGAACCGCAAGCGUCGAACCAGCAGCAAUCGCCUUCGUGGCACGCCAAAGCCGGGCACAAGUGUUUUGACGCCCGCGAAGAACCAAGGUCGCCAUACGCCGGUUUGGGAUAGUGAGGAUGACUUGGACGAUGAGGAAGACUUCGGACCUAGUCCACCCAAGACAAUGCAAUUCCAUAUCCCUCAGAGCCGGUUGAUGAAAACACCAGCCAAGGAAGCGUCCAAGCGCAUUGUUACUGAUCUCCUAGCCACUGCCGGUGCAGAUGAUUUUACCGAUGACAUCGACGACGGCCCAAGCCCCAGUAUAAUCCGACGAUCUGGGCGAAUGGAAGAUGAUACGUUCUGA
Penicillium waksmanii is the source of this 1236-nucleotide messenger RNA. RefSeq names its product DASH complex subunit ASK1. Bases 1 to 1236 code for a protein of 411 amino acids. Gene Ontology annotation, biological process: attachment of spindle microtubules to kinetochore. NCBI's taxonomy places the organism in Eukaryota, Fungi, Ascomycota, Eurotiomycetes, Eurotiales, Aspergillaceae. The transcript is spliced from 5 exons. Gene Ontology annotation, cellular component: mitotic spindle; DASH complex; mitotic spindle pole body. The record is from RefSeq and is a predicted model, not a curated record.